Cyclopterus lumpus (lumpfish) is the source of this 3175-nucleotide messenger RNA. It is a transcript of the gene zbtb1, whose product is annotated as zinc finger and BTB domain containing 1. The transcript has 2 exons. Gene Ontology annotation, biological process: regulation of immune system process; regulation of cytokine production; negative regulation of transcription by RNA polymerase II. Gene Ontology annotation, molecular function: protein binding. NCBI's taxonomy places the organism in Eukaryota, Metazoa, Chordata, Actinopteri, Perciformes, Cyclopteridae. Bases 162 to 2183 code for a protein of 673 amino acids. The record is from RefSeq and is a predicted model, not a curated record.
UUCUGCAGGAGAAGCGGAAGCAGAAGAAGAAGAAGAAGCAGCAGCAGCAGAAGAAGAAGCUGCAGCUUCGUCUCGUCUGUCCGUCUGAACGCGACUCUUCUCCGGGCAGGAACCCUCCGGACCCCCGGGGACCUCCACGCGAAGCAGCAGCUCCUCCGGCGAUGGCGAGGCCGAGCCACAGCGAUCAUGUCCUCCAGCAGCUCAACAACCAGCGGGAGUGGGGCUUCUUGUGCGAUUGCCUCAUCGCCAUCGGCGACAUCUACUUCCGGGCGCACAAAGCCGUCCUGGCGGCCUGCAGCUCUUACUUCAGGAUGAUGUUCAUCAGGGACCAGCAGGGGGCGGGGCGUCUGGACCUCAGCAACAUGCAGAUCAGCGCCGAGUGCUUCGACCUCAUUCUGCAGCUCAUGUACCUGGGUCGCAUUGUGGUGGGGAGCUACGAGUUCGAGGAGCUCAAGGCCUCCAUGGCGUACCUGCAGAUGUAUUAUAUCCCCGACUCGUUGGAGGAUCUCAGGGACAUCAGGAGCUCCAACCUCAACCCGUCCUCUUCGGCCUCCUCGGCCUCCAGUUCUUCCACCUGCCCCGCCGGUGGGAAGAUGAUGUUUGGAGUCCGCAUGUACGAGCAGCAGCGGCCCGCCGCACCAGAAGCGGAGCAGUUAACAAAAGCUGCCAGCAGCGCCGCCGGGCGCCCGGCUGUUCCAGCAACCAUCAGCAGACCGGUGGUGGUGGCGGAAGAGGCGGUGACUCAUCUGAUAGCGGCACCACCGGUGGUGGACGGGCUGGUAGAUCAGCCGUGUGACUUGAGAAAGAGACCCAGUGGCAGGAGUUCGGCCCUCAAAGAGCGGCCUCGGUUUGGUCGUACCUACACCUGCGACGACUGCGGCUUUGUCUUCAGCUGCGAGAAACUUUUAAUCGAACACAUCCUGACCUGCACCAACCGGAAGGCCUUCCACCAGCCGAGAGGCGGCGCCGAAGGCGACAACGACUCCAGCAAAGCCGAGAGCUCCGCCUCCGAGAGCAUAGAGGAACACCGGGUCGUCUGCAAAGGCGAGGACGACUGGCCCGAAGCCGAGGCCGACUCUGACCUCGCCAUCAGGACGGCAGUAGCUGGGACGGACGACGAGCCCGGGUCGACCCGAAGUACCUCCAUCAAGACGGAACCGGAAGAAAGCAUAAUCCCUGAGGUGGUCCGGGUGGGAGACUGUAGAGCACGGUUCAGUGACGCCACGCAUAAAGACCUGCAGAGGGAGAAAACUGGAUCAGACCGCAACCCAGAGCCCGGCGUCUCAGGUCUGGAUAACUGCAGCGAGCCCUUUGAAGGCCACAUGUCCAGCAGUGAAGAGUCGGGGAUCCCUGUAAAGCUCCGUAAGGUCAAAGAAGAGAAGCAGGAAGCCGACUGCGCCCCCUGUGAACUGUGUGGCGCUCUGUUGACGGAGGAAGACAAGUCGGCCCACUACCUGUCCAACCACAUGGGCCACAUAUGUGCCUGCGGGAGGUGUGGCCAGGUGCUGAUCAAAGGCCGCCAGCUGCAGGAGCAUGCGGAGCGCUGUGGCGAAUCUGACUCCCACGGGGAGGACGACAACAACUCUCUGCUGGAGGAGACGCAGGGAAUGGACGAGGCUCUGCUGGAGGCCUCCGACCUGGCCUGCCCCCACUGCGGCAUGCUGUUCCAGAACGAGAGCGCGGCCCUGGAGCACACCUUGUCCUGCCGCGACCAGGAGCUGUUCCGCCCGGCGCUGCUGGAGGAGGGUGGUGAACUGGACCACCGGCGCAAACACUUCUGCGGCAUCUGCGGCAAAGGGUUCUACCAGCGCUGCCACCUGCGGGAGCACUACACCGUCCACACAAAGGAGAAGCAGUUCACCUGUCAGACCUGCGGGAAGCAGUUCCUGCGGGAGCGCCAGCUCCGGCUGCACACCGACAUGCACAAAGGAAUGGCGCGCUACGUAUGCCCGGUCUGCGACCAGGGAACCUUCCUCAAACACGACCACGUCCGCCACAUGAUCUCCCACCUGUCGGCCGGGGAAACCAUCUGCCAAGUGUGUUUCCAGAUCUUCCCCGGCGGAGAACAGCUGGAGAAACACAUGGACGUCCACCUGUACAUCUGCGGCGUCUGCGGAGAGAAGUUCCGCCUCCGUAAAGACAUGAGGAGCCACUAUAACUCCAAGCACACCAAGAGGCUCUAGGAACCCGGUCUGGUACCUGAAGCCAUAAAUGUGAGAACAAAUUAAUGCACUUGACCACCAAAAAGACAAUCUGCACUUUUAACAUAUAUGCAUAACCGGAGCAGCGCGCUGAUUGGUCGCCACGACUCAGGUGUGCAGAGCUUUCUACUCCGAUCACAAGAUGCUUAAAGUCUGAAUCUACUAAAUGUUGCGGAAACAAUCUUGUUAAGAUGCAAUCAAGUUUAGUCGCCUGUUCACAGCUAACCAGUUAACUAUCUGGGCAGGUAACUGGUUAACAGGCUAGUCAUUUAACUAACUACCUGGGCAGGUAACUAACUAGAUGUUUAUUAGUUUUAAUAUUUAUGAAGAAGCUGGGAUAUUUUCAUGUUAGUCACCAAAUAGUUAUUGAUUGAUGGAAGUGAUCAGUUCUGGAUGGUGUUGCUCAGUGUGAACGCACCUUAAACCGGGGACUCUGGGUUAGUGGUCGGCUGUGUGCUCUGUGAUUGGUGCCUUGACUGUAACAGUGGUGCAUGCUGGGGGAUGAAUGGUCAAAGCCUAGGUGGUGAUGACACCAGAGGGGGGUCAGAACGAAGGGCCUUUUCCUUCAGUUCGAUCCGCUCUAAACUCGUCAGUCCUGCGCUGGAGGGGUUCCAGACCGCCACCCAGACCCGGUACAGGAAGGGGUCUCGGUGACAAAAUAACCUGGAGACCCGGACUUGGACUGACUUUGCGCUGUUCUGAAGGACGAAUGGUGGGUGGUGAUACUGAUCAUUGAUCAUUGAUCCAUAUUACCAGAUACUGAUGUCUUUGUUGUUUGAUUAUAGCAGCUGGUCCACAAGGAUCCAUAAUAUUUAUUAUUAUUAUUAUUAUUUCACCAUCGUCCCAAAAUUCAUUUCAACAGUAAACCAUCAACAAUUAUAAAUGUUAUACUUUUACAUAAAUAAUUUCUUUCUUCAUAAAAACACAACUAGUCGUUCUUGGUGUAAAGUUUAAUAAAGAGCUUUAGGAAGGAA